AUGUCGGGGUGCUCCAUGCCCCAUCUUCCUCCUCCUCCGCCAGCCCUUCCACCUUCAACUGGAGCAAGCCAAAACUCAUCAGAAAAGAAGAAGUUGUAUCAGACAAUCGGAAGCAACAGAAGCCCAGUGGAAGGAGACUACACGGAGCCGCUCCUGAUCAUCCGCCAUCGGGAGAGCAGUUUCAGCCGAGCGCUCCACUGGACUCUGGUAAAUACAUACGUGCCUUCCCUCAUCCAAGAUGGCCCACAGUGUGGCCUGGUGGCCUUGUGGAUGGCUGCUCAUCUGCUGCGACCAUCCAUCGACAUGGGUGCCAUCUUUCAGGCUGCUCUUGCUAGGGGCUUCACAGCACAGGGUGAAAUGUUCUCAGCGAGAAACAUGGCGUUGCUGGCCGAGGAAGUGUGCGGAUGCAAAGCGGAGCUUCUGUCAGGACGUUUGAGUGGCCGCAAUGCCACCAGGAUCAUCAAACACUUGUGGAACCGACAGCCUGUUCUCAUCCCAUAUGAUGAAGACUACAACCAUGAGCCAUGCCAACGUAGUGGACACAAAGCACACUGGGCUGUUGCGUCGGGUGUUCUUCUGGGUAUGGACCAGGGUGACCCGGGCACAGAUAUCACCCAACCCGACCCCACUCUGCCAUGGAUUCACCUGCUCCAAGAUUUUAGCUCACCUUCAACAUGUCCCUCUGCAGACAACUCUCAUCUCAAAGAGGUUUAUAUCUUGGCAAAGCAGGGGAAGAGUUUACGCUACCAGUUGUGGAACCUGGACGAUGUCAUCCGUAGCAACGAGCAGCUCAGGGCGUUGGACCCGCAGAGAUGCGGGGAUGGAACAAUGUAUGUGCUUCCUCAAGGAGGGGUGGAAGCUGGGCUGGCUGGACAGGCUGUUUUGCUGCAUGUAAGGACACUGUGUGAUAGUAAAGCACAUAAAAUGGACUUGAAUUCUCUGCAAUGA
Molecule: messenger RNA, 948 nt
Organism: Nerophis lumbriciformis (worm pipefish)
Lineage: Eukaryota; Metazoa; Chordata; Actinopteri; Syngnathiformes; Syngnathidae
Source: RefSeq, a predicted model, not a curated record